This is a messenger RNA of Glycine soja, 771 nucleotides long. RefSeq lists its product as uncharacterized. The transcript has a single exon. The record is from RefSeq and is a predicted model, not a curated record. Lineage: Eukaryota; Viridiplantae; Streptophyta; Magnoliopsida; Fabales; Fabaceae. The coding region runs from base 1 to 771 and encodes 256 amino acids.
AUGAGUGUGGAGAUUGCACAGUCCAUUCUUUGGUGUGAGAAAGCCUCAGGUGUGUGGAAGGAGCUUCAUGAGCGUUUUUCCCAUGCUGAUCUGUUUAGAAUCUCAGAAAUUCAAGAGGAAAUCUUCGGCCAGAGGCAAGGUUAUAACUCUGUUUCGAAAUUUUACAUUGCACUGAAAACCCUAUGGGAUGAAUUAGAUGUUUUGAAUCCUUUUCCUAUUUGUACAUGCAAUCCUAAAUGUUCAAGUGGUGCAAUCAAGAAAAUUAAAGAGGAGCAAAACAAGAAUCAAGUGGUUAGAUUCUUGCGAGGGCUGAAUGAUCAAUAUUCAGGUGUUAGAUCACAACUAAUGCUCUUAGAUAAUCUUCCCAAUGUGAACCGAGUUUUUGCACUAGUUGCUCAACAAGAACAACAGUUUGCCACUGAGAUUGCUUCCAUGCCAAAGGCUUUUCUUGUGGUUAGCGAUGAUACAUCAGACUCCAAGAGAAAUCAAGGGAGUAGUAAUGGUUGGAAUAACAGAUACACUUUUAAGAAAUGUUCUUGGUGCAGAAAAAUGGGUCACACAAUUGACAUUUGUUAUAGGAAACACGAUUUCCCUGCUGGUUUUAAGUUCAAGAAUUCUAAAAACAUUGCUCCAAGAUCUGCAUAUAUGGUGAUGGCUGAGAGAAAUGAGACCAACUGUCCAGAUGAUUCAUCAGGAAAGGAUACACAAGGAGAUGCACGAUUUGGUUUUACUAUGAGCCAAUAUCAGAAUUUGAUGGCUCUACUGCCGUAG